AUGAUGAACGAUGUCGAUAUUUUUGGACUUUUACGUCGAUGCAUCGGCGAUGUAUCGCUCUUCAAAACAUCGAUGCUAACAUCGAUGUUUCAUGAACGAUACAUCGAUGUUUUGAAAACAUCGUAUCGUUUGCAUCCCUAGGUAGCCUACAACUCACGUAGUUUCGGUUCCCUAUCACGUUCGUGCAACUUCGGAUUUCUCUCAAAAAUUGAAAUUUAAAAAAAUCGUAGGGUUAGGUUAGGUCAGGUCAGGUCAGGUCAGGUCAGGUCAGGUCAGGUCAGGUCAGUCACAAUAUGCUUGAACUUCUGAUUUAGCGGCUGAAGUGGCGUUAAUACCAAAACGCAAAACUUCGGAAAUCUUCGGAAAUUCUUGCAGUGAACCAAAACUAUGUGAGUUGUAGGCUUCCCACGUGAUGGCAGAUAACCUAUGUUCGCGCCAGUGUGCUCUGUAGUUAGUCUGAUUACUGUCUUAAUUUAGUUUUGUCCUUAUGGGCCUUGGCUAGCGAUAUUACUUGUGUCAUGAUAUACUAUUAUUUGAGAUAAACAAGUAACCGGGAAAUAAUAUCGUAAUGUUUUGAUGUUGUGGUGAAGAUGGGGAAGUGUCGUUUUCGUAGCGAGUGGCUAGAGAGGCGCGAUGAUAAUGGAUAUAUCAUUAACGAGUGGGCAAAAAAACGUAACGAUACUGAUGUUUUUUGUGCAGUUUGCUGUGUCACAAUCAAAAUAUCAACCAAAGGGUAUCAAGCACUAUCUCAGCAUGCUACUUGCGAGCGACAUAAGAGUGAAUGUCGGAAUAAGUUGGCUCCUAGUCAGCUAAAAUUCUCGGUCGUUCGACCUUCAUGUUCAGCUUCCACAUCAAGAGAAGUGUCCUCAGAAAACCAUGUUAAAUGUCUUUACAGUGUACGAGAUCGUGCAACAAGUGCAGAACUGAAAUGGGUAAUGAAAUGUAUUAUUACAAAUUAUUCAGCAUCAUCUUGUAGAGGAACAGCUGACGUUUUUAAAAGUAUGUUUGAUGAGGGUGUGCCUGAGGACUUCAGCCUGAGCAGCACUAAAUUUAGGUAUCUACUAACAGAUGCAUUAAGCCCAUAUUUUCGCAAUCUUAUUUUGAAAGACAUGGAUGGUGCAUACUAUUCAGUAUGCUACGACGAAGCAACAAACCACACAGGUAGAAAGGAACUGCAAAUUGCUAUCAGGUACUGGUCUAACACGAAGCUACAGAUUAUCACUCACCAUCUUGAAACCUUUUUUAUUGGAUCAGCUACAGGCAAAAUACUAGUUGAGAAAAUUAAUUCUGCACUAGACAAUGCUGGGUUACCUCGUCAGAAGAUAUUAAUGUUAGGGAGUGAUGGCCCUAAUGUCAACAAGAAAGUUGCUCGUAUUAUAUGUGAAGAGUUGGUUUCUAUUCGCAAGGCACCCCUUGUUAAUAUUGGCACAUGCAGCAUCCACACACUUCACAAUGCAUUUCUCAGUGGACUUGAUAAACUUGGAGAAGAUGUAGCUGAUUUGGUAAUGGCUGUCCAUGAUUUUUUUGAUGGUUGGCCUUCAAGAUGUGAGGACUACUUACAAAUACAAGAUGACCUAUCUGUUCCAAAACAUAGUUUCAUCAAGCAUGUUCCGUCAAGGUGGCUUACCUUAGAAGGAGCUGCAUCACGAUUGAUCGAACAAUGGGAAGCUCUCAAAAAAUACUUCCUAAGUUAUGUCCCCAAGAAGAGAAAUAGCCUAGACAAGAGCAACAACUACAAGAGAAUAGUGAGUUUACUAAAAAAGCCUACUAUAAAGGCUGAACUUCUUUUCGUGUGCAGCAGUGCCAGAGUAUUCACAUGCUUCACUGGUGCAUUCCAGAAGGAAGAACCAAUGAUACAUGUUAUGCAUGAUGAACUAGACACUCUUGCUAAGAUUUUGCUUGGAAAGGUUUGCAAACCAGAACUCAUACAAACUGUUGGUGUAAGUGAAGAUUUACUAAAAACAGAGAACCUACUUCCUGCCCAGAAAAUCCAUGUUGAGAAAGAGAUUUUGACAGAAAUUUCAAAGGUGGAUGAAAGGUUUCAGCUGGAGUUUUUGGCUGGAGUGAAAAACCAUUAUGUUGAAGCUGUUACUCGUGUUAUCAGAAAGUCACUCCUAAUAUUGAAACCACUUCUGAAGAAUUGCCGUUGCCUCUAGCCAGAAGAAAGGGUUUUACACCGCAGUUGUCGAGACAUUGUUGCUCUAGCAAAGGGUCUGCCCAUUGUAAUUGAUGAAAGUAUUCUGUUAGAUGAAUGGAAACUACUCCAGUGUGAAAAGGAAAGUGUGUGUGGUGGCCGUAUAGAUGACUACUGGGCUCAGUUUUUUGUUUUGAAGAACAGUAUUGGUGAUGAUAAAUACCCAAACGUUGCUAAAGUUGUAAAAUCUGUUUUGGCUCUUUCACACGGAAAUGCUGACUUAGAGCGAGGGUUUUCUUUGUCCUCCCACAUCUUAACUCAAGACAAAGCUUCCAUGUCAGAAAGAACACUCAAUGCAGCAAUGACUGUCAAGAAUGCAAUAAUGAAGAUGUACCACAGCAAGCCUGAUUUGGUUCCCAUUACAAGAGAGCUAUUAGCAAUGGCUCGUGUAGCUUAUAGCAGCUACCUUACACACUUGCAAAAUGAGAAGGCUUUAAAAGAAGAAGCAGCUCGGAAGAAGUUGGAAACAGAUGAAAAGAAAUUAGUGGAAGCAGAGAGAAUACAAAAACUGAAAGAUGAGAGAAAGAUAAUAGCUGGUGCUCAGAACAAAUUGAAGAGUUUGCAAAGUGAAGAGCAGCAAAAGGAAAGACUGCAGAUGCACUUUUUGAGGAGGCAAAUAAGAGAUUAAAGAGGGCUGUAUAAAAGAAAGAUAUGCAGGAAAUUGGAUUGGCCCAAGCCAUGUUGGAAGGUGUUUACAGAGUCAGAAAAGAAGCUGCAGAGAAGAAGCUUGAGGUUGAUACUGUACGUACAACACUCAGUGGAGAAAAGGAAAUCUAAAAUUAUUUGUGACUAUUUUUCAAAAUACUCAAAAAAUUAGAUGUUUUGUGUUGAUGGAGUGUUCUGACAUAAGUUUGCUGAUGUUGAAAUGUUCUUAAAUUGGACUAGAUACAGUUUUGUAGUAGGCCUAUGGUGUCUUCUUAAUUAAUAUAAUUCUUAGUUCAUUUUAUAAGACAAUAUAAAAAUGAUAAUCUUGACAGAAUUUUCAUGGAAACCACUUUUAAGUCACAGUUUACAUAGUUGACUUAUCUUUCACCA
Messenger RNA from Bacillus rossius redtenbacheri, 3229 nucleotides. Its product is annotated as glutathione S-transferase-like. Gene Ontology annotation, molecular function: glutathione transferase activity. Gene Ontology annotation, biological process: glutathione metabolic process. The record is from RefSeq and is a predicted model, not a curated record. The transcript is spliced from 2 exons. Bases 591 to 2156 code for a protein of 521 amino acids. Lineage: Eukaryota; Metazoa; Arthropoda; Insecta; Phasmatodea; Bacillidae.